This is a messenger RNA of Rana temporaria (common frog), 1149 nucleotides long. RefSeq names its product granzyme A-like. The transcript is spliced from 5 exons. Gene Ontology annotation, molecular function: serine-type endopeptidase activity. The record is from RefSeq and is a predicted model, not a curated record. Gene Ontology annotation, biological process: proteolysis. NCBI's taxonomy places the organism in Eukaryota, Metazoa, Chordata, Amphibia, Anura, Ranidae. Bases 78 to 845 code for a protein of 255 amino acids.
GUAUCUGCCCAAAGUGUAUAUAACUAUGAUGAAAACUCCAGUUGCUAGCUUUGCUGUUUAGAAACAACAAAAAGAAGAUGCUCUGUUGGAUUUCUGCAUGUUUGUUAGCUUCCCUACUGCUUCCAAAUGGUGAGUGCAGUCACAUCAUUGGAGGACGGGAAGCUGCUCCUCACUCUAGACCAUAUAUGGCUCUACUGGAUACAAAUGGAGAGCAAUGUGCUGGGACAUUAAUAAAAGCUGACUGGGUGUUAACUGCAGCUCACUGUGAAGUCAAUUCUUCAACUACAAUCAAACUGGGUGUCCACUCAAAAAAAAAAAAAGAUAAAUAUAUACAGAAGUUCAAGGUCUUGAGAAUCAUAAGACACAACUAUAAUGGGACCACAAUGGAUAAUGACAUUGAGCUUGUACAGCUGUCUUGCAAAGCAAAACUAAACAAAGCUGUGAAGAUUUUGCCAUUACCAAAGAAAUGUGAUGAUGUCAAAGAUGGGACUGUAUGUGACACAGCAGGAUGGGGUUCAACCAAAAAAAAUACUCUGCAACUGUCAGACAAGCUGAUGGAAGUCAGUCUUCCAGCAAUAAGCAGAAAGAAAUGUGCUGCAAUGUGGAAACCUUACCGAAUCACCCCAAACAUGAUGUGCACUCUUGAUGCGAGUGGAAAGGAAGAUGCAUGCCUUGGUGAUUCUGGAGGACCUUUAAUAUGCAAGAAAAUGUUUCGGGGAAUUGUUUCUUUUGGUCCAGAUCCAUGUGCGAACCCUAAACUACCAGGUGUCUACACAUUCCUCACCAAAGACUAUAUCAAAUGGAUUAAAAAGGAAAUAAAUAAGAAAACAAAUACUAUUAACUAGCCCUUGUGCUUUUAUAUCUGAAAAUACUGCUAGUUCCUCUUCCCUGAACUCCGUCCCCAUAGCUGAUUUUCCCCUCUGCUUACUAUAAUAUAAUACCCCUUUUCCAAUAUUUUCUGUUCUCUAAAUCUCCUUAAUUUGAAAUAGGGAUUUUUAGCAUUCAGAGCUCCUGAUUAUUACAUAUUAGCAAACAGCAGAUGCAUAAUUCUUUCUAUCAUCCUGAUCCCACCACAUACCCAAGAUUAGAGUUGAGCGAACCCGAACUGUAAAAUUCGGGUUCGGUACGGACUUUGGGUUUUUCCCGAAC